This is a messenger RNA of Carcharodon carcharias (great white shark), 1595 nucleotides long. RefSeq names its product zinc finger DHHC-type containing 24 (gene zdhhc24). Lineage: Eukaryota; Metazoa; Chordata; Chondrichthyes; Lamniformes; Lamnidae. Gene Ontology annotation, cellular component: Golgi apparatus; endoplasmic reticulum. The transcript is spliced from 4 exons. Gene Ontology annotation, biological process: peptidyl-L-cysteine S-palmitoylation; protein targeting to membrane. Bases 387 to 1331 code for a protein of 314 amino acids. Gene Ontology annotation, molecular function: protein-cysteine S-palmitoyltransferase activity. The record is from RefSeq and is a predicted model, not a curated record.
GCCUAGAGCGGUGGGCCUCUCCAGGAUUGGCUGCAGGGGUUCAGUUGACCUCAGCUCUGGCCAGUUGACCUCAAGGGAGCGGGGGGAAGGGUUGUUAGUUGACCUCAGGCUGGGCCAGAUGGCCCCAAGUGGGCCAGUUGACUUCAGGUUGCACCACUUGACUUCAAGGGAGGUCAGUUGACCUCAGGUUGACCAAGUUGACUUCAAGGGAGGUCAGUUGACCUCAGGUUGGGCCAGUUGUCUUCAAGGGAGGUCAGUUGACCUCAGCUUGGGCCACUUGACUCCAAGGGAGGUCAGUUGACUUUAGAUUGGGCCAGUUGACCUCAGGGGGGGUUCGUUGAUCCCCUAAGUGAUCAUCCACUGGUCCCAGGUGGGCUGCGAUCGGCAUGGGGGUUCUGGAACGGUUUGAGUUCACCCUCUGCGUCCCCCUCUGCAUGACCUCUAUCAUGAUCCUAUCGGUCUCCCUGGAGAUGGUUUACAUCAUCCUUACCGACCCCCGCUUGGCCCCUGCACCUGGGGUGGGCAGCGGAGUGCCAGGGCUGGCCACUGGGUCCUGGGGUCCUUUGGACCCACUGGCAGUGGGACCUGCUCCGGGUCUGGGCCUGGGGGCUUGGCGUGCCCUUCACCUCGCUUUCCUGGCCUUCAUCCUGGGCAACGUCAUUGGCAACCUCUGCCUGUUCAUCAGGAAGAAUCCCAGUAUCCGUGGGGUGUUCCUGUCUGGCCGGGCACUGGGGCAGGGAUGGGGUUACUGUUAUGUGUGUGAGUCUCACACACCCCAGCGCUGCUCGCACUGCCACGACUGCAGGGUGUGUGUACUUCGUCGUGAUCAUCACUGCGUCUUCUUCGGCCAGUGUGUGGGCCAUGCCAACUACCGCUACUUCCUCUGCUGCAUCGCCCACCUGUGGCUGGGGCUCCUCUACGCCAUUGUCCUCAAUACUGAGAUCUUCAUGGAGUUUCUACAGGAGGGUGUCUCUCUACACAGUGUCUUCCUGCUCAUCAUGCCCUGGGCAAUGCUGGUCACAGGUCAAGUGAGUGUCAGUGCCUUCUGGUUUGCCUUUGUGGCUGACACCUGCGUGGUGGGAUUCCUCUUCGUCUCCGCCUUCCUGCUCUUCCACUUGCAGCUGCUGCGGCACGGACAGACCACCCUGGAGUGGAGCGCAGGGCGACACGGGCUGUACAACCUUGGCUGGCGCAGGAACGUGACCGAGCUGCUGGGGCAGCGCUGGUACCUGGCCUGGCUCUGCCCCCUGGUCCCCUCCUCGCUGCCCGGCGAUGGGGUCACCUUCCAGUUCAGGCCUCUGCCAGCCCACGGGCCCACCAGCCUGUUCUGACCGAGCCCACCCCCGGGUCUGAGCGCCAACCCCAGCAGGCAACGCGACAGACAAGGACGUGGCUGCAGCCACCAAACCCCCACCCUCACCCUCGCUGCGUUGGAUUGGAUCCACAGCUUACAGUAGACUGCCCCUGCCUUCUGUCUUCGGGAGUUGGACUGGCGAUUGACUGUGUCCAGUCCCUGCAGAACCUCAAGGUGCCUCCAUCGGCAGGAUGGUCGAAUCAGCAAAGAGCGAGCGCACUCUGAGAAACCGGGGCGGGUC